Molecule: messenger RNA, 2845 nt
Organism: Anopheles merus
Lineage: Eukaryota; Metazoa; Arthropoda; Insecta; Diptera; Culicidae
Product: orexin receptor type 2
Exons: 3
Coding region: 374-1873 (499 amino acids)
Biological process (GO): neuropeptide signaling pathway
Cellular component (GO): membrane
Molecular function (GO): neuropeptide receptor activity
Source: RefSeq, a predicted model, not a curated record
UCCAGUCGGGCGCGUGCAGCUGGAAAACCGCGACGCUCGUAUGCUGUGUGGUGUGAACUUGACACCGUAGAACGAAGAGAAACGACUCCAACAGUGUAAAAUCACUACCGUGUGUGUGUGCUGUCUGUGGAUCUGUUUUGCAGCAUCGGCAAAGAGAAGAAAGAAGGCAACAAAAAAGGACUGUUCCUGUUGCGUGUGAUUUUGGUGCGUGAUUUAUGCGGCUGUCGUCGUCUGUAGAACGGUAUCCAAAUUUUCAAUUUCACUUUCACGACCGAGCGGCGGGGUCGUCGUUGUGGAAAGCAAUUUUCGCUGCGAAAGUGUCACUGUCACCUCGCUGGCUGAGUGUGUGAGUGUGUGGGUGAGACAGAGAGGUAUGGCAGAGGCGCAAGUGAGCGAAACGGUGCUGCGCUGGAUUACCGCCCUGAACUGGAGCGCGGCAGUCGGGGCCGACCUGCUGACAGGCGGGAUGACGACGGGCCGCGAACAUCAGGGCGGGCUGACGAUGAUCGGCUACUGGGAGCGCUCGCUCAAGAACCUUUCCACCGAGCAGCGGACCGUCUUUACCGUGUUCGCGAUCAUGGUGAUGGUGAUGGCCAUCUUCGGCAACAUCGUCACCAUCAUCACGAACGUGCGGCGGGAGCAGCGGCAUCUGCUGCGCGUCUGCAUGCUGUCGCUCGCUUUCUCCGACAUCGCGUUCGUGAUCGUCACCUCGAUCGUGUACCUGUCGCAGUUCAAUACGGAGUUUAAUUCGCUCUGGACCCUCGGCGAGCUGAUGUGCACCUUUUCGCCGUUCGUGCAGACAAUGGCGGUGCUGGUGAACAGCAUCACGCUCGUCGCGAUCGCGCUCGACCGCUACAUGGCCGUGCGCAGCUUGGUGAAGGGCGUGUGGGAACCGAACGGCUGGUUCUGUCUCACGUGCGGCGUGCUGAUCUGGGGCCUGGCCGCGGGCAUUGCCAGCCCGAUGCUAACGCUGUACGAGAUGUACGACAUCGUGGUGCUGACGACGGACCCGCAGCAACCGCACGAGAUCGUCACCGGCUACUACAUGGCGACGAUCUGUGCGACGGACAAGAGCAAGAACAGCUACUACUUCGUGAUCGUGUUUGUGGUGAUCUUUCUCCCGCUGCUCGGUGCGUUCUGCUGGCUCAACGGUGUGAUUGCGAAAGCGUUCUGGGUCCGGCGGAAGCCGAUCGGGGUGCCGAGCGGGACGGCCAAGUGCACCGCCACCAGCACGUCCGGUGAGAGUGGCAGCGACCGGAAGGCAACGCUUACCACCAAUGUGGCCACCUUGCAGCCGAUUGUGGAACGGCGCACGCCAGCCUCGGUGUUUACUUCCAACUGUACCUGUCCGCACCACAACACCACGGCCAUCGUUGGAGAGCCGGCGACGCACAGCGACACACCUGCCCGGUCACCUUCAACGCAGCGACCCGCCCAAGGCCAUCAUCCGAGUGAAGCGAUUUCUAACCGGCGCCGGCGCCAGAUACACAUGUUCAAGGCCAUCGUCGUGCUGAUGCUGGUGUUCUUUGUGUGUCGCCUGCCGAUGUGGGUGUUUCUGCUGGUUAAAAUGGUCGGCGAGGCGAACACGGGCGCCUACUGGAAUCUGCACUACUCCUUCGGCAUCCUGGCGAUGGUGAACGCCGUCCUCAAUCCGCUGAUGUACACGUUUCUCACGGAAACGAUUCGCUUCACCCUGUUCGUGAAAGCGCAUUGCAUGCGCGCUUGUGUGCAACCGUGCCGGAGUGGGUUGCAGCGCGUGAGGGAUGGUGGUGCUGGAGGCUUUGGGUUUAGAAGAAACCGUGACGCGAAAGAGCGGGACAGCAAUGGUAGUGACAAUGAUCCACGCCAUGCCGGAAUUUACAUGGGCGAUUGAGGGAAGAAUUGAGGCUUGGAAAUGUAAAAUUUGUACAAAUUUGUUAGUGUUGUGACAUAGCUUAAUUAAACAAAAAAACAUGUUAUUGGAACUUUUCAAUUCAUCGCUCAACCCAACGAUCACCGACGAUCUGGACGGCACGCGGGACAAACCAACCCGAUCGCUCUCACGCAUCAAACGAGCACGAGCAAACGAUGCUCACUCUCUUUCUCUCGCUUUCACGAAGGCUCCAUUGCGUUUACGAUUCGCGCGCACGCACAGGCACACACUCUCCGCCGAAGGUUGAUAUGCGCUCUAGCCGCGAUCCACAUUGGAUCACCUCUUGAUCUAUGUCCAGGAGCGUCAAACAUUAAGACAAAAAUGAAAUGCUAAUUAUGUUUAAGCAAUAAAAUAAACAUAAUAUACAAUUAAAAAGACAUACUGAGGGAAAAAUGUUUUGAAACGACACAACUUAAAUUCUAUAUUCAGCGGUAUCUUACCGCGGUAAAGCUAGUUUUAUCGUUAUGAUUGCUGCUGUUCACAUAGGUGCAGCUCAUUGUGAGCGAUCGUUGCGACACGAUUGCACCAGUUUCAGCUCCAUGACUUCUCUAGCAGUGAUGAGGAGUACACUUUUUACUUUUAACUUCAAAUGGUUAGGCAUUUAAUUUCCAUUCCUCAAUUACCUCUUUUAGCUCUCAUAUCUUAUAAUCUGUUCUCUGCGCUUAUUUUCCCAUUCCUUACAUCUAGUUUUUAUGUUAAGUAAACGAUGAUCAAUUUUUGCUGUAUAUUGAUAGUUUUUUUAAUAAUAAAAUGCCGCAGAACAAUACAAUUUCUGGUCUAAUAGGCCACGUUGGACCAACAAAAAAGCCGAAUACGGUACUGAAAACAUAAAAAAUAGUAUAAAGUUAUGAUUAGUUUUCUCACCAUACCAAAGAGUGAGUAAAGGUUCAUGAGCAAUAAUCAAAUCGUUUCGAACUAAUUAGGUCAGAAACG